Molecule: messenger RNA, 2302 nt
Organism: Klebsormidium nitens
Lineage: Eukaryota; Viridiplantae; Streptophyta; Klebsormidiophyceae; Klebsormidiales; Klebsormidiaceae
Source: the annotation of a GenBank genome assembly
GAGAGGUGGUCAGAGAGAGGCUACAGAGCUGGGGCCCGCCUGCAAAUUGCAAUAUCGUUCCAGGCGGGCAACGAGACUCGAGAGUUGGCAGGCUGGGUCGCGAUUUGUUGCAAGUGCGCCGCAUUAUCGUUAUUUGAGCUCUAGACUAGUAGGUUGUGUAGUUGAAGGGCAUAGCUUCAUCAAAAGCUCCAGCUAGCCCCUAGAGAAACGCAGGUUUUGAUCUCCUUUGAGGUUCUUGCGUAGUUAUACUCCUUCUUUGGCGAUAUUGCAUCCGGUGGUUUGAGAUCUGGAGCAAGCACCAAUCUCGAGUUUGCAAGAAGAAGAAGCGCACGAUCGCUAAGCAUAUGACACACCAAAGGUGACCUUUGCAGAGGGAUGGCCUCCUCCCGGCCGCCCUCCGGACUGCUCUCCCCUACUCCCACCAUGAAACUCAUCAAUGUCACCGUCCCUCAAGGACCAGCAAUGACGGACAGAACUAGAAUGGUGACAGCCGCUGUGGUUGGGAUCUCGCUGCUGCUUAUUUUUGGGUGGCAGGCGGAUAUACCGUUCACGUUGCAGUUGCGCACAACGGUUCAUGCCAGCACCACUGCACCUGAGCUGUGGCUGCCUCCUGAGGGAGGGCCAAGCUGGAAACCAUGCGUGAAAAGGAAAGAAGGGGAUUCAAGGCCGUCCCCGCUCUUUCAAAACAAUGGCAUUGCAUAUUUCUACCUGGACGGAGGCCUAGGACAGCAAGCAUGGGAGCUGUGUCACGGGGUUGUCCUGGCAAAGAUCCUGAACAUGACCCUCAUCCUGCCGUCACUAACCGUUGACCCGUAUUGGCAAGACAAAACGACGUUCAACGACAUCUUCAACAUAUCCCACUUUGUGGCCACCCUCAAGGAUGACAUCAACAUGACAGCCAGCACUGCCCUGCCCGUUGAACUGCAGGCACCGCCCCCCCUCCCUGAAACCAAGUGGCAAGACUUCUCGGCAAUCUACAAGGGCACGCCGGACGACUACCGGCAAAAGGUUCUUCCAGUCGCCAAGAAAGCCGGAGUGGUGCAGUUUGUGGGCAUGUUUGGCGCCCUUGACGAUGAUUCCCUUUCGCCUGAGGAGUCCAGACUGGCAUGCCGCGCCAAAUUCCAGGCUCUCAAAUUCACCGAUCCGAUACUAAAGCUGGGCAACGAUAUAGUCGAGCGCAUGAGGCAGCGCGCCGGGGGGCCCUUCCUCGCGCUCCACCUCCGCUUUGAAGAGGACAUGCUCGCGCACUCGGGGUGCAUGUACUGGGGGGGACAAGAAGAGCAGGAUCGCUGGGCGGAAAUGCGCAAAGACAGAUCAUGGCCGGCUAUCACCAAACCCGAUAAGGAGCUGCGGGACAUCGGGAAAUGCCCGCCGACGCCCCUGGAAGUGGGCAUGUGGCUCAAGGGUUUGGGCUUCUCGCGCAACACGCGGAUCUAUCUCGCGGCGGGGAAGAUGUACGACGAGAAGAAGGCGAUGGCGCCGUUCUACCAGCGGUUCCCGUUUGUGUACACGAAGGACAUGCUGGCGACGGCGGGCGAGAGGAAGUUCAUGGACGGGAGGAGCAACGUGCGCGCCGCGGUCGACAUGCACGUGCUGACGCAGGCUGACGUCACGGCGCUGACGUUCGAGGGCAUGAUGGGCGAGAGCGUGCAGGGGGUCCGGAAAUGGAACGGCCACAAGAAGACGAUCAAGGCGCCCGCAUGGGGCUUCAAUCGAUUUGACAACAAGACGUGGGCUGACUACCAGAAACAGAUCAGAGAGUGGACGUACCUCGAAGCAGGUGACGGUGGCCCCAUGAGGAGGCAAGAUAGGAGUUGGUCGGAGGAGCUGUUUGCGAACCCUCUGCCGGAUUGCAUGUGCAACCAGCCUGUCGCGCAGGUAAAAGUCGACGGUUAAGGUUAAUAGCUGCCGUAGUGCAUAAAGCUCUAGCCUAAUAGCUAGACAAAGAUGCGAUCACGCGCGUUAGGCAUGCUGCCAAGAUCCCGACCGGAAGAGCCUAGGGCACGCCCGCCACCGACAAUCUUACGGGGUUUGGUCAGGAUGAGGCUAUUUAAGCUUCGGAUCAGCUUGGGCAACUGUGUGUGUGAAAUACGGUGCAAGAGUUGUCCUUGUGAUACAGUUUGACUCGACAGUUUACCGCCUAAUUUAUGUCACUGUUUCAGAUAGGAUGGACGCCACUUGUAGUGAAGGUAACUACGUUAAGGAGUGCACUGAACGCUUAGCUUUUUAGCAUGCUUCGCUGGCCACGUCGUCAAGAACGACAACGUAUUGUGCAGGCUUGGAUCUUCAAUCAGAGAGUCCG